Molecule: messenger RNA, 1926 nt
Organism: Rotaria socialis
Lineage: Eukaryota; Metazoa; Rotifera; Eurotatoria; Philodinida; Philodinidae
Source: the annotation of a GenBank genome assembly
AUGACACUAGCCAACCCAAAACUUACUGAUGAAUUAACUAUUGCGGUUGAUCAAGUUUGUUCUCCUUUAUAUGCACAGAUGUUCGAAAAAAUUGCUAAGGAACAGCCUAGCUCAAUUCCAAAUGCAGAAAAUGUAAUGCUUCAGAAUUAUCCAAAUCAAAUAACCUGGUAUGGAGGUAGUCGACGCCCCGAAAUAAUUGAACGAAUUCGACGCGCUCAACUCAAAUGGUUCAAUAGUUGGCUCAGUGAGCAUAAUACCGGUCAACCACCCUAUGUCAAAUGGGGUUUGACUAUGACCAAUAUUUUAUUGCAUGUAUCCAACUUACUUUUUCGAAUCGAUCUUGGUGAUAUCAUUACGACGGAUGAACAGCGGAAUGAUUGCCGACAAAUCGCAGAUACUAUUAAACGCAUUUUAGUGUCUGUCAGUGAAUCAAAUCCAGUAACAAUCGAUCCAGAUGGUCUACCUCUUGUUCAGACUCUCCUUCAAAUACUUUUCUAUUUCACUGUGGAUGUUGAAUUGGUUAUUUACCUGAAAAGUCUUCAGUUAGUCGAUCUACUGAGUGCAUGUAUACGAACAUCAAACAAUGAUAAUGAAAUUCAUUUACAUGCCUAUCGAAUUCUGGCAGUUGUGAUGGGAGAAGCGGACAUCAAACAACUGCAAAAUUCGAGUAGAAUUGCUACUGUUUUCAUCAAGUUUAUUAAGGAUACUAUUGAUGAAGGUGUUCGCAGUGAAGGUCGCCUACAUAAUAGUCUCCGAAGUCUUAAAGUGUUAACACAGCACGAUCAAAUUCGUGAAGAAUUGAUUAAACAAAAAGGUGAUUCUCUUUUUCUUCGAUGCGCUCUCGAAGAUAACUUCAAUCCGCUCAAAGCUAAACUUCCUGCACUCGAGAUUCUUCUUGCAUUGACCUUUAACAAAGAUUUUGCUGCUACGCUCAAAGACAACACAGCGUUCAUCAAUCAUGUUCGAACAUUGACUUCGUCACCACAACAAGAACUACAGCUAGUCGCUACUGCACUGAUAUGGAAAUUAGAAAAGGAACCAGAAACAACAGUCCAACCUGUCCAAGAACAAAUGUCUUCGCCAACCAUAGCCAAGAAACAAUAUAAUAUCAUGAUCAGUUACUCACAUAAUGAUAAAGAACUUUGUCAUCGCAUUCUGAAUGCUCUCGAGAAAGAUCAAUUACGCGUUUGGAUCGAUUCUCGAUUGAUGCAUGGUGCUACAUUUGAUGCGAUGGCUAAAGCUAUUGAGAAUACAGAAUUCGUAGUUAUGUGUAUGUCCGAUGCUUACAAGCAAAGUGCUUUCUGUGAAAUGGAAGCUAGUUAUGCAGUUAAACGUCGAUGCCAUAUUAUUCCACUAGUUAUGACAGCCAACUACAAAGCUGAUGGAUGGCUUGGCGUGUUAACUUCAGCACUUAUUUAUGUUGAUUUUCCAAAGCUUGGUUUCGAUAAAGCUUAUCAAGAACUUAAGAAACAGAUUGGAUUAUUUAGAAUGAACGAUUCAAAUUCAACGCCUGCCAAUCAUGGCAUACUUCAUCAUGAUUCUUUUUCACUAACAGCUAUUAUACCAAAAGCGAUUUCAACUGUUGAAAAGAACAAAGAACCACGUCCAGUUGUGGAAUACCCACAUUAUAUCGAUAUGUGGACUAAGGAUCAUGUCAAAUCGUUUCUUCUUGAUAAAGAACUUGAUAUGCUUAUUCCAACCUUCGAAGGAAUGAAUGGCCGCCUAUUGCAUAAAGUUUACAAUAUGUGCCAAACAAACGAACAAGCUAUGUUUUCUUCAUUGAAAGAAGACGUUGCUCGAUCUCAACUGACGACAGCACUCAGUUUGAAGGACUAUCUUAUUUUUCUCGACGAAAUUAAAAUCUACAUACCAUACAAAGCUGGCGAUCAGCUGAAUCCAACAUCAGCUAUUUGCAAUCUGAUGUAA